This is a messenger RNA of Leptidea sinapis, 2193 nucleotides long. RefSeq names its product nucleoporin NDC1 (gene Ndc1). The transcript has a single exon. Lineage: Eukaryota; Metazoa; Arthropoda; Insecta; Lepidoptera; Pieridae. Gene Ontology annotation, biological process: nuclear pore organization. Gene Ontology annotation, molecular function: protein-macromolecule adaptor activity. Gene Ontology annotation, cellular component: nuclear pore transmembrane ring. The coding region runs from base 467 to 2155 and encodes 562 amino acids. The record is from RefSeq and is a predicted model, not a curated record.
CGCGGAGCGAAUAAACCAAGAAGAAGAAACUUAAAUAGAAGACAAAAAUAAGUAAAAGAUACAAUUGAUAUUUUGGGACAACGAUAUAAUAUAAUGACUGUACCUAUAUAAAUAUAUUAAAAAUACAGUUGUAACAAAAUAAAGUGAAGUGAAGUGAUUAACUGUGAAAUGAAAGGCAUACAAAAUCAAAUAAAAAUGACAGGCAGGUUCUAAAAUUGCAGUUUAUUUUUGAAGUACAUCCUCUUUGUUUUGAAUUUUGAUUUGCCAUUACCAAUACCAACGGAAAUUAUAAUUAUUUACUACAAAACAAAUAGAUAGAAUUUGAAUUUAGUACCUAAAGCCUAAACUUAACUUACAGUGGCCGUUGCUGUGAACUGUUGUGAAAUUCUGUAUUUGAAUUUUGAUAUUGUUAUGAAUAUAAUUAAUAGUUGUUUGUAAUUAAUGUUCUAACCUUUCUGUCGCCGGUAUGGCAGACACAAAUAAUGAAAUAUUUUCUCAGAGACUUGUAAAAGCUGUGAUAUGGAAUAUUGGACUUCAAACGUUCCUUGCAGUGACAUUGGUUUUUCUAAUUCAAAUGAACUUGAUUCACCCCAUAUCGUGGAUUUCUUCUACAUUUGAAGAUAUAAUAAGCUGGAAGAUGUGUUUAAAUGUGGUACUCAUAGGACUAGUUUCAUUCUUUCAUGCAUACAUAUAUGGAAAAUAUUAUACAGCGCCAAUACCAAAAUAUUUCACAAGGUUCUUGAUGUUUUUAAAUAUAUUUUCAUUUCAAAACUGCACAUUCACAUUGCUGUAUGCUCUUAACGGAUAUUUUACUAUGAGUUUGUACUCUUCUCUGGCUAAAAGUGACUACAAUAUGUUGAAAAAGAAUUGUAAAAACAGUGAUGGGCUGUGCCUAAAUGAGCAGAGUUUAUUCCUGCAACUUGGUGGUAUGUGGAUGGGUUUGUACUAUUUUUUGGGUGCACAUAUUUUUGGCAGAAAGAUCUUAACUUUCCCUCCAAUAUACCAGGAAAAGUUCCAACAGAUGAAAUUGAUAAUUGGCAAUGUGGUCUCAAUGGGAUUUCAAAAUUCUAUAAAACCAGUGAUGUAUUAUUGUUUGUUCUAUUGGUUCUGGGGAAAUAAGCCAAGGUUUGUCGUGUCUGAUGUGUACAGCCUUUAUUUGGAAGAUCCUCCACUAGACAAUAUUAUAAAUUUGAUAAGUUCUGGGAUAUGGAUUGGGCUUUGGUUUUAUUCAAGUCUCUUCUUUAUUUCAAUAUACACAAUGAGAGCUGUGUUUAAUAUUGUCUUAACAGAACCAAUGAAGUUUCCUAUUGAAUCAGAUAAAACCCUGACUUUAUAUGGAGCAUUAUUACAAAGAGCUCAAUUUUCUGGAUAUCUGGGUGCUCAGGAUUUAAAAAUUUUAGCAGUAACUGAUCAGACUCGAAGAUCACAGAUAUUUACAUUAUCACAACCAGGUGGUCAUCCCAGGAAUUGGACUAAUCUUCUAGAAAAUUGUUUGAUUAUUAUAAGAGAGUUUAAUAAAGAACUAGAACUUAUAAAUGGGGAAGCUAAUGGACAUGGUGAUUUCAGUAAUCAGAAACCUUUAAAUCCCUCAUUGUCUCCACCUACAGUUUACUAUGGAAGUCUACGAAAUAUGGCACAGUCACCUCGAUCAUUUGAUAUUAAAAAUCAUUACAAAAAGGAAAAUGAAGAUACUCUUGCAACAGCCAUUAAAGUUGAAUUUAACAAUGCCAUUCAGAAGAUAUGCCAAAAACCAGGAAUUCAUUACUUUUUUGGAGAACUUACUGAUAUUAAAUUGAAGUUUUUGUUGAUGCAAGCUCAGCCAGUAAUAUGGACAUGUGAGGGUCUAGCUCACAUUGUCGCAGCAUCCCUUACAGAAGAUAAAUAUGGAGUUGUGCAAAAUGAUUUGCCUGUUGUGCUUUCUAGUUUAAUUAAUCUCAAAAAUAAUUUAGAUAAACUCUCAAAACCAGGCCUUGUACCCAGAAAAUAUCUCCUUAAUGAUAAUCUAGCAAUAAGAAUGAGAAGAGCAGUGCUAAGUGCAGUUAAACAAAGCAUUUAUAAAAUUGUGAUGACUUUCUCUAAAUAUAUCCAUGACAUACCAUUAGAUCAUGAAGUCCAAAUAGCCAUACAACCAUUCUUAGCAUGUAAAGAAAUUUAGAUUUAUCAUUAUUUAUUUUAUUAAAUUUUUAUGGCUUU